CUGUACGGCAUAGUAGGUUGUAUACAAGUAUGUUUUAAGAUAAAAUAUUUAACGCAAAACGUUGCCUCAAGUCUGACCUUGGAUCUAUUGUUUGCAGAUAUCGCUAUAACAACAGGGGACCAAUUGGAGUUUUACACUAAUCAAACUAAAACUAACAAUGAAGGCAUUAGAUUCAGAGAUCUAACGGCAUUGGCAUAUGACGCCGUACACAAUAUGCUGUUGUUUGUCGACAAACAGAAUGACAACGCUUCGAUAUUUAGUUACAAUCUAAUCACGAAGAAAUAUCUGCCGUUAGUCGGUAGAAGAUCUUAUGAGAACAUACAAGGCCUAACAUUCGACCCCGUCAGCGGAAAAAUGUUCUGGACCGACACCAACGAGAGAAGUAUUUACUGGGUUUCUCUAUGGCCGAGGUCAAAGGACAGCAUCUAUGGGAAUCUUUUAUUGAAGAUGAACGAUGAAAUCCCAAGGGACAUUGCUGUUGAUAGUUGUAGAGGGUAUAUUUAUUGGACGAACACCAAUAUUACUAAAGCAACAAUAGAAAGAGCGCGCUUGGAUGGCAGUGAGAGACGUGUUGUUGUUUCAACUGAUAUACAUAUGCCAGUGAGCAUUGCAGUCGAUCAACGGACCAAGAGACUGUACUGGGCUGAUGACAAAGAAGGAAUACAUUACUCCAUAGAAUCAUCUGAUUUAGAUGGCAAGGAUAGAAGUACGAUAUACGCCGGAACUUACCACCAGCCGAAUACGCUAACUGUCUCAAAGGACCAUGUUUACUGGGUGGAUUGGGGAUAUAAAUCAGUAUGGAAGAUAUCCAAAAAUGCAACUAAUACGGAACCCGAGGAACUUAUAAAGUUCUCAACUGAAGUCCCUUUCGGGAUUGUAGCUAAUUAUCAAGUAGCUGAUCAAACAGAAGGAGUAUCGGGAUGCGAAGUUUUGGUUAACUUGCAGAAAAAUCACAGCGCUGUGAACGAUUCCAUUAACAUUCCUAGAGACGCCGGUCUGUUUUGUCUUCAUGGAGUCAAGACGGGGAUAUUCGAUUGUAAAUGUUCCCCGGGAUACAUUGGGGAUAGGUGUGAGAUAUCUGUUUGUCAGAACUUCUGUUUGAACGGCGAUUGUACCAGUAACAGUGAAGGAAAACCUCAAUGCAAGUGUCAAGAUGGUUUCACCGGACAAAGGUGUGAACUAAAUGUAUGCUAUGGAUAUUGUUUGAACGACGGCGAGUGCUCGCUAAUACAAAACAAGCCAAGCUGUAAAUGUGCUAAUAGCUUCGAGGGCGUUCGCUGUGAAACUCUCAAACCUGAGCCAAUUAAAACAACGGACACACCCUUUGUAGAACCCUGCAACUGUACCCAAGUGAACUCUUCAUCAUUAUUGAUGUUAGGCUGUGUGUCUGGGUGGGACGCUGUUCGUGAUCCAGUGUUGUUAGCGCUUGGAGUAUUAGCUGGCUUGCUGGCACUCACCAGCGCUGUACUAGCUGCUAAUGUACUGUACCUGAGACGGAGGCCCAGAAUAAAGAAGCGUAUAAUAGUUAACAAGAGCGGGACUCCGCUGACGGCUCGACCAGACGCUUGCGAGAUAACCAUCGAGGAUUGCUGCAAUAUGAACAUUUGUGAAACGCCAUGUUUCGAGCCUCGUAACUCCAUUCGGCCGACGCUAGUCGACGCUAAGCCCGGCAAGGAAGAAAAAAGGAAUUUGAUAGCGAACAUGGAACAAGAAGAUAUAUAUUGA
Danaus chrysippus (African queen) is the source of this 1725-nucleotide messenger RNA. Lineage: Eukaryota; Metazoa; Arthropoda; Insecta; Lepidoptera; Nymphalidae. The record is from the annotation of a GenBank genome assembly.